AUGCCAACGGAAGUUGAUGAGGAUCUCAUUGAAGUUUCUGGAUGGUUGUUCGGUAGCGAAGCAAACCAGCAGUUAGCUAGGCAACGAAUAGGAAUACUCAACGACUUUCCUCACGCCAUUCGUUAUGAUGCGGCAGUCGGAAUCGACCCCACCAUGAUCACUUGCGGUGUCGAGUACUUGAUACUCGGAGAUGACCCGAACUAUGUCUACGACACCUUUUCCAAUACGUUCGAGGACAUCACCACCGAGGCUUACACCGGGUGCCUGAACCCAAAUAUAGUGUUACGUGCACCAGCACUCUACUCCACGAGCGUCAGCUCAAAUACACAAAACGUCCAGUCUCUUAAUGUGAUCCACAUCUGCAAGGCCACGCUCGACGUAAUGGUGCACGACCCUAGUUUAAUGACUAUCUCAGCCCAAAUUGAGGACCUGGAAAAAUGGCUUCAAGGCGGCCGGCAUUCAUCGAUGGACAGCUGGCGCUGGCUGGACCAUUACUUGUUACACGAAAUGGCUCAUAGCCCCCUCCUCGGUACGAUGAACAGUGAUGAAACCGGUGAAGUAUACAGAUGGAAUGAUUGCGUGACGGCGAAGGACCCGGCGAAUCCUGGUGAGUGA
Molecule: messenger RNA, 615 nt
Organism: Letharia lupina
Lineage: Eukaryota; Fungi; Ascomycota; Lecanoromycetes; Lecanorales; Parmeliaceae
Exons: 2
Coding region: 1-615 (204 amino acids)
Source: RefSeq, a predicted model, not a curated record